Messenger RNA from Beauveria bassiana ARSEF 2860, 1089 nucleotides. RefSeq names its product adenosine deaminase. Gene Ontology annotation, molecular function: adenine deaminase activity. The record is from RefSeq and is a predicted model, not a curated record. Bases 1 to 1089 code for a protein of 362 amino acids. Lineage: Eukaryota; Fungi; Ascomycota; Sordariomycetes; Hypocreales; Cordycipitaceae. The transcript has a single exon. Gene Ontology annotation, cellular component: cytosol. Gene Ontology annotation, biological process: hypoxanthine salvage; adenine catabolic process.
AUGAACGGCCUCGAGAUAUCGCCCUUUAUCGCGAGCCUGCCCAAAGUUGAGCUGCACAUUCACAUUGAAGGCACGCUCCAGCCAGCGCUUCGGUGGAAACUUGCGCGCCGCAAUAACAUCCCGCUACGCUUCAAAGAUCAGGAAUACAAGACAUACGAGGCCCUCUUAGAAUCCUAUGCCAUUACCUACAACCACCGGCCGGAGCUGGACCGCCGCAAAGACGUACCUACGUUUUUCGAGCUCUACUUUGCCGGCUGCGAGGUACUCAUCACCGAAGAAGACUUUUACGAGCUGGCCAUGGACUACUUCAAGCGCUGUCGAGAGAUGAAUGUGCGCUACGCAGAGCCAUUUUUCGACAUUCAGGCGCACACGCGCCGGGGUAUACCGGCAGAGCAUGUCCUGGAUGGCUACCUGCGGGCGCAAAAGGAUGCGGCAGCUCAGUACGGCGUGCACAGCAACUGGAUCUUUUGUUUCCUCCGCGACGAGUCUGUCGAGGAAGGCGAGGCGGCCUAUGAGACGGCGCUGCCGUGGGCGAAGCGGUCGGACGGAAUGGGCUUGUUUCAUGCCGUUGGUUUGGCGAGCAAUGCCUACGACAGGCCGCCAAACCUAUUUGCCGACAGUUUUGCGAGGGCAAGGAAGGAUGGCCUGCACACCACCACACACUGCGAUUUCGGACAAAAGGACACUCACGAGCAUCUCCGUCAGGCAAUUUUCGAUCUGGGCGUCGAGCGCAUCGAUCACGGCCUGGAUGUGGUUGACGAGGAGGUGCUGAUGGAGGGGCUGGUGGAAAAGGGCAUCGGUCUGACGCUGUGUCCGCAUGCGUACCACAGAAGAACCGCGACCGAGGUACUGUUUCCCAAGCUGAGACAGCUUCUGGAUCGCGGUGUCACGUUUUGCAUAAACAGCGACGAUCCGGUGUACAUGCACGACGUGUGGGUCGACGGCAACAUGGAAAAAGUAUAUCACUAUUGUGGCUUGAGCAAGAGAGACAUGAUUCAGCUGGCAAGAAAUUCGGUAGACAUGUGUUGGGCGGAUGCGUAUGUAAAAGGAAACAUCUACGACGAGCUAAAUGGUAUCAGUACUGAGUGA